AUGGAUAAUCCAGAAUCUAGCUCAUCGACGCGACUGAACCAAGAUCCACCUACAUCUUGGUGUCACCCUGCUCAUAGAGUUCACAGAUUUUUAGCUCUUAUUCUUAUGUGUUUCCUUUGUUUUGGUUCAUAUUUCUGUUAUGAUACACCGGGCGCUCUGGCCGACAACUUCAAAGGUGACUCACAUCUAAACACAUCCCAGUUUGCGCUGCUCUACUCUAUAUACUCAUGGCCUAAUGUAAUAUUAUGCUUUAUUGGCGGUUAUCUCAUUGAUAGAUAUUUUGGUGUGAGAUUGGGUACAAUAAUUUAUAUGACCAUAGUAUUCAUUGGAGCAGUGGUUUUUGCUUUUGGAGUUUACAUUAAUCAAUUUUGGCUCAUGAUACUUGGAAGAUUUAUAUUUGGUAUCGGCGGGGAGUCUUUACAAGUAGCGGUUAACAACUAUGUAGUUCUUUGGUUCAAUGGAAAGGAACUUAAUAUGGUGUUUGGACUACAAUUGUCGUUCUCAAGAUUUGGUAGUACUGUGAAUUUUUGGGUCAUGGAACCUAUUUACAAAUGGGUGGCUACCUAUUAUUCCGGCUAUGAGAAACUUGGUGUAACUUUGUUUAUAGCCUCAUUAACCUGUCUCGGUUCUCUCAUUUGCGGUCUGAUUCUGGGUUGGAUGGACCAUAGAGCUGAGAAAAUGUUAAACAGACAAGAAGCUCAAGCUAAGGACGAACCAUUCAGACUCAUUGACAUAUUCAACUUCAAGCCAGUGUACUGGCUCGUGUGUGUUAUAUGUGUGGCCUAUUAUUUGGCUAUAUUCCCUUUCAUUGCAUUGGGAAAGAUGUUUUUCGAAAGGAAAUUCGACUUUAUGCCUCAAGAUGCUAACACAGUCAAUUCCAUGGUAUAUCUGCUGUCUGCGGCACUGAGUCCAUUUUUCGGUAUCCUCAUAGAUAAGACUGGUAGGAAUGUAACUUGGGUCAUACUCAGUAUAGUUACAACUAUUGGAUCACAUUUCCUGUUGGCAUUCACAUUUAUCAAUCCGUAUGUUGGAGUGAUGUCAUUAGGAAUUUCCUAUUCCUUGCUAGCCAGUGGUCUGUGGCCGCUCAUUGCCAUGAUUGUACCUGAGAAUCAGUUGGGAACAGCAUAUGGCAUAUCUCAAGCCGUCCAAAACAUGGGUCUGGCCACAGUUCUCAUUUUAGCUGGAAUCAUUGUUGAUAAAUAUGGAUAUUUGAUGUUAGAAAUGUUUUUCCUGGGAUGUCUCUUCAUCUCUUUGAUAGCUGGUGUUGUUAUAUAUAUCGUGGAUUCAGCAAACAAUGGUAUUCUCAAUCUCUCUCCAAGUGUCAGGGAAGCUUAUUUAAAUAAGUCAGCAAACCGUGCUGAAGAGACAGCCAAUCUCCUAGAUCACGUGGACAGCUCGGAUCAAGAAGAAGUUGACUCGCGAUUGACCAAUCAGCAGAGCUCCCAAUUGUCCAAUCAGAACGCUGGAAUCGAAUCGUCCGGGGAUUUCCCGCGGGACCCUGCGCAGGCGCAUUCCGACAGAAUACGAUCUAGAUACAUAUCGCAACUACUGCCCUCUACCAUUCCAGACAGAUCCUAA
Molecule: messenger RNA, 1578 nt
Organism: Danaus chrysippus (African queen)
Lineage: Eukaryota; Metazoa; Arthropoda; Insecta; Lepidoptera; Nymphalidae
Source: the annotation of a GenBank genome assembly